Molecule: messenger RNA, 958 nt
Organism: Asterias rubens (European starfish)
Lineage: Eukaryota; Metazoa; Echinodermata; Asteroidea; Forcipulatida; Asteriidae
Product: UPF0462 protein C4orf33 homolog
Exons: 6
Coding region: 158-754 (198 amino acids)
Source: RefSeq, a predicted model, not a curated record
UGUCAGGUGGUUUACAAAUCAUAAUAAACCAGAGGGCGUUUCAUAACAUACAAACAAUGCGGAUUUAAAUUGCACUUUUGAAGAAGCGAUGCAGGUAGUGUUGGUUGCUGUGUAGGCUUUUGUUACGCGUAUAGAUUGUUAUUUGACAGAUUCAAUCAUGGAAAGCCACACCCAUAAAUAUUCAAUAGAGCACCAAUGGGACGGCACUCCCAUUGACCACGCCCCAAUCACAGUAGCCAUCUCUAAAGAUCCCAACAAUGCCAUGUUUGUCAUCCUAGAGACAGAAGCGCCCUUCUUUAAUGACCCUGGUAGUCCACCACAAGGAGAGCCCGGUCAGACGUAUGAUGGGCUUUGGGAAUAUGAAGUUGUAGAGGCGUUCUUCCUUGGGGAUAAAGAUAGAUACCUUGAGGUAGAGCUUUGUCCGCAUGGCCAGCACUUAGUCCUUGCUCUGAAUGGUGUCAGAAAUUGUUACAAGACCAAGCUACCUCUUGCUUUCCACUCAACAAUCACUGCCAACACAUGGAGAGGAAUUGCCAGAAUCCGAUUGGAGUACUUCCCACAUGGAGUCAACAAGUUCAAUGCUUAUGCAAUCCAUGGAAAGGGAACCAAUAGAACAUAUGAGGCUUUGUAUCAUGUACCCAAAGACAAAUACACUAGCCCGGACUUCCACCGUUUGCAGUACUUCCAAGAUAUUGAUUUCAAGGAUAUAAUAGCAGAUGAUACAAGGACUACAAUAUGGGAUGGUGUCAUGUAAAAUGAUUGGUUAUUGCAUUUUAAAGCGCUGGACAGUUUGGUAGUUACUCAAAAUGUAGGCUUACAUCAGCAUUAAAACUUAUUGGUAACAAGCAAUGGAUAGCAGUUAAUAGUAUACAAAGCUGUGCCAAAACGACUCCCUCUGAAGUUUUUGAAAGAGUUAAUUUCUUGCAUUAUUUUCUUGCAUCUGUGAUGUUGAGUAAAA